Exophiala viscosa is the source of this 1758-nucleotide messenger RNA. RefSeq lists its product as uncharacterized. The record is from RefSeq and is a predicted model, not a curated record. Lineage: Eukaryota; Fungi; Ascomycota; Eurotiomycetes; Chaetothyriales; Herpotrichiellaceae. The transcript has a single exon. The coding region runs from base 1 to 1758 and encodes 585 amino acids.
AUGGACCAGAAGUCCUCCCCAAGUCUGGAGUCUCUGGUUGCACUCUGGCCGGUAGCGACUACUCUGAGCGAGCACCUUCCAGUGGGAGAUUUGAUCAGUCUUGCGAGACUAAGUGUCACUCUUCGCGCACUUCUUCAUGGGUUCGGUCAGCCUCAGGAUCUCUCUGUGCCUCCAGACCCUCGCCUGGUCCGGAAAGAAUUGUUUCUUGGCGACCAUGGUACACCAUACUGGGAGAGGUUGAAAAGUCAAGCUCCUUUCGAGUGCUCAUCUAAGGCACACACUAAAGGUGCAAAUCCGAGACCUUGCCGUUACUGCUCAAGGCCCAUUUGUUCGGCAUGCAUCGUCCGGUCGUCUUUUGCCAGAGGUCACGAGAACACCUUCCAGAACCGAACUCGAUAUCUUUGCAAGGACUGCUGGGACUCUGGAAGUCAGAGCCGUAACCAUCGGUUUCCCCUUCAUCCUUCAUCACAUUCCACGCACAAAAGGCAGUGGCAGGAUCCGGACGGUAGCACCAAAGACUAUUGUACUUGUACCCUCAAGGAUGACGGCUGGCUCUGUCUCGACUGCAAAGAUAUGCAGAACUGGGAAGCAAUCUCCACAGGGGAGACGCAUUGCCACGGUCGUGGCUGUGGAGCAAGUCUUGACGCCGACAAAGAGCGGAGGAGAAUUUGCCUAUGGUGUGACAAAGCUCUCCCCAGACAAAUCGGCGGCACGACCCGUCAUCAUUGGAACAACAAGCUGAUCGAAGCUCGAGCUCGGAACGCCGCGUCGCGUCAAGCAGAUAUGGAAGAAUACAACAAAAAGCGCCAAAAACUAUUGACAAUGUCUCGCAGAGAUAUGCGAGGGAAUGAUGCAGUCAAAGACGACCCAGAUGCUGAUCUUCCACAGUUUGUGAGACACCUCGACACGCUCAACUACCGCAGCUACAUGGAAGAGUCCGCCGCCCCCAGCGGCGACAGUGUCUACGACUCAAAGCGUGGCUAUUGGAGGUACAGCGCGCAAUUCAUUUUAGCAAUGAGAGCUCGCUGUGAUAAAGUACCAGCACCACCCGAGCUGGCUACCUUCAAUCAAAAGGAUGAUACAGCACUCUGCUUUGCGCGGACCAAUUCAGAGAAGUUGGAAGACGUCUUCUUACUUACAAGCAUGGCUCCCUCUAUGUCGGAAGAGCGUCUGAACGACUGGUGCAACCUCAAGGCCUUAAUUCUUGAGCUUCUCCUCGUACAGAAGAUGACUUAUGAAACAACACAAAAGACCAUGGGAGAAGAAUAUGAUUUCUGGGCCAACACCAAGGGAUAUCGAAAGGUUCUCCAUUUGUGGUACUCUCAAGGCCAGAUUAGCAAGUAUCGAAGAGGAUCAUCAGUCGACCGCGAUGGCGACAAAGGUAGUCCUGGACCCUCCGACAACGAUGACAGAGGUCUGAAGAGGAUACCCACGAUCGACAGUGAUCUCGCUUCCAUCUCCGAAGAGCCCAACCUGCGGCGAACAACGACCGCCUCGUCAUUCUCCUCAACUUUUACAGAUGCGGCCAAAGACGCUUUCGGUCUCAAGAGGCAGCGAGAACGGCGGUCAGUCUCUUCAAUACCCGCCCCGGUCGACCAAACCAGUUCGGGCCGACCAGGACAGCUCAUCCAAGCAACCACUCAUUCUGCCACUGAUAUACAACCUAGUGACACGAUCGCCGAGCCCGAGAUCAACCCUCCUGCAGCCGAUGAGGAGAACCCUCCACCAUACUCACCAGAUGGAUGGAUCUGGCCGUAA